Molecule: messenger RNA, 4734 nt
Organism: Pogona vitticeps (central bearded dragon)
Lineage: Eukaryota; Metazoa; Chordata; Lepidosauria; Squamata; Agamidae
Source: RefSeq, a predicted model, not a curated record
CUUCCUCUUGACCUCAUUUCUGCAGAACUUGGUCCAUAUCUAUUUUAGUAUUGCUCAUUGCUUCAUUUCUCCUCCUAUCCUCUUAAAUGUCUAAGCUAUGAGACAAUUUUUGGAGCUCUGAGACAAACUCUCCCAGUCUGAGCUCUAGAGCAAUUCCUAAGAGUCCCUUAGGGAGUAAAGUAAUACCGCGCAAUGCCUGCAUCUUUGGGGUGGGGGAAAGCCUCCAGGAACUAGAUUUAGUCCCAGAGAGGACAAAAGCAAAGGCCGAGGAAAGGGCUGAAGGUCCAUAGAAGGACAGAAAAAAACAGCACAAGCAUCAGAUAUUCUGAAGAGCCUGACAAGAAGGGACUGAAGGGAAAGGGAACUUGUGGAGCAGCAAAGAAGCAACACCAUCCGCACAAAUUAUGAGCAACCUAAACAAUGGGAAGAUGGAAGGUGAUGCUUCUGUUGGUCAGGAUCCUCCUCCCUAUUCUGAAAAGCUGCUCAGCGGAGAACCAGAUCAACGGGCACUACCUGCUGGGCUAAGCAGUCCCAUGGGCUAUGCGGCACCUCUACCUGUCCCACAACAGUACCAACUUUAUUACGGUCCACCUGCUGUAGGAUUGAGCCAAGCCACAGUCCUUCAGCCUCCACAGACCAUCAUCAUCACGACUAUCGACCCUAUGGAAGAGCCAGAUUACAUGGGUUUCUCCAUCUUCACCAUGCUUUGCUGUUUCUUACCCCUUGGAAUUGCUGCCUUUGUAUAUUCCAUAAAGGACAAGUACGAGAUGUAUUCGGUGGAAAUGGAAAAGCAGUCCAGUGGGGACAUGGAUGUGAAGAUCAAGAAGAAGAAGAGCAAAGGAGCAAAGAAGAAGGAGAAGCUGGAGAACAUGAAGAAAGAGAUGGAUGUGGAUGAUCAUCAAUUGUCUGUGGAAGAACUGGAAAUGAAGUACCGGACCAGUGUCAACAAGGGUUUGACCAGCACCAUAGCAGGGGAGAUUUUUCUUCGUGAUGGCCCAAAUGAGUUGAAGCCCCCCAAGGGCACCCCAGAAUACGUCAAGUUUGCCCGUCAGCUGGCUGGUGGGCUGCAGUGUCUCAUGUGGGUGGCAGCUGCCAUCUGCCUCAUUGCCUUUGGUAUCCAGUGUGGGCAAGGGGACCUUACCAGCGCUGAUAAUCUGUACCUGGCUAUUGCUCUCAUUGCUGUGGUGGUCGUGACCGGCUGCUUUGGCUACUACCAAGAAUUCAAAAGCACCAACAUUAUUGCCAGCUUCAAGAAUCUUGUACCACAGCAAGCGACAGUGAUUCGAGACGGGGACAAGUUCCAGAUCAAUGCCAAUCAGCUGGUGGUGGGUGACCUAGUGGAGAUCAAAGGGGGAGACCGAGUCCCGGCCGACAUUAGGAUCAUUACCGCACAAGGAUGCAAGGUAGAUAACUCCUCUCUUACAGGUGAAUCAGAGCCCCAGACAAGAUCUCCAGAGUGCACCCAUGAAAGUCCCCUGGAAACUAGGAACAUUGCUUUCUUCUCCACCAUGUGUUUAGAAGGUACAGCCACUGGCAUUAUCGUUAACACCGGGGACCGGACUAUCAUUGGGCGCAUUGCCAGCCUGGCAUCAGGUGUGGAGAACGAGAAAACUCCUAUUGCCAUUGAGAUAGAGCACUUUGUGGACAUCAUCGCUGGCCUGGCUAUCUUCUUCGGGGGCACCUUCUUCAUUGUUGCUAUGGUGAUUGGUUAUCAGUUCCUCAAGGCCAUGGUCUUCUUCAUGGCUAUUGUGGUGGCCUAUGUCCCUGAGGGCCUUCUGGCAACGGUCACGGUGUGUCUUUCCCUCACAGCUAAGCGCCUGGCUAGAAAAAACUGUGUGGUGAAGAACCUAGAGGCUGUGGAAACACUGGGCUCCACUUCGGUCAUCUGCUCUGACAAAACUGGAACCCUGACGCAGAACCGCAUGACGGUGUCCCAUCUUUGGUUUGACAACCAAAUCCACACCGCGGAUACAACAGAAGACCAGUCAGGCCAGAGUUUUGAUCAGUCAUCAGAGACAUGGAGAGCUCUCUGCAAAAUUGUAAGCCUCUGUAACCGUGCCUUUUUCAAGUCAGGCCAAGAAGAUGUACCUGUACCAAAGCGGAUCGUGAUUGGAGAUGCCUCGGAGACCGCCCUGCUGAAAUUUUCUGAGAUAACUCUAGGGAAUGUCAUGGAGUACCGGGAGCGCUACAAGAAAGUCUGUGAGAUCCCUUUCAACUCCACCAACAAGUUCCAGCUGUCCAUCCAUGAGCUAGAGGACUCUAGAGACCAGCGCCACCUGCUGGUGAUGAAAGGUGCUCCCGAACGCAUCCUGGAACGCUGUUCCACCAUCAUGAUCAAGGGUCAAGAGUUACCCCUCGAUGAGCAGUGGAAGGAAGCUUUCCAAACGGCUUACAUGGACCUUGGUGGGCUGGGAGAGCGUGUACUUGGAUUCUGUCACCUGUAUCUCCCCCAGAACGAGUUCCCUCGUGGGUACAACUUUGACAGUGAAGAAAUGAACUUCCCCACCAGCGGGCUCUGUUUCGCCGGCCUCAUCUCCAUGAUUGACCCACCCAGAGCUACUGUGCCGGAUGCCGUCAUGAAAUGCCGCACGGCGGGUAUCCGGGUAAUCAUGGUGACAGGAGAUCAUCCCAUUACUGCGAAGGCUAUUGCAGCCAGUGUGGGCAUCAUCUCAGAGGGCAGUGAAACAGUUGAAGAUAUCGCUACCCGACUGCGAAUCCCUGUAGAGCAGGUCAACAAGCGAGAUGCCCGGGCAUGCGUGAUCAAUGGGGGCCAGCUAAAAGAUAUGGAGAGCGAGGAACUGGUGGAGAUCCUCAAGAUGCAUCCAGAGAUGGUCUUUGCUCGUACCUCUCCGCAACAGAAGCUCAUCAUUGUUGAAAGCUGCCAAAAAUUGGGUUCAAUUGUGGCCGUAACAGGAGAUGGCGUGAACGAUUCCCCAGCAUUGAAGAAAGCUGAUAUCGGGGUGGCGAUGGGUAUUGCCGGCUCUGACGCCGCGAAGAACGCUGCCGAUAUGAUCUUGCUGGAUGACAAUUUUGCUUCCAUCGUCACUGGUGUUGAACAAGGACGCCUUAUCUUUGACAAUCUCAAGAAAUCCAUCGCCUACACCUUGACAAAGAACAUCCCAGAGCUGACCCCCUAUCUGAUUUACAUCACUGUCAGCGUCCCCCUCCCCCUCGGCUGCAUCACCAUCCUCUUCAUUGAAUUGUGCACAGACAUUUUCCCCUCGGUCUCUUUGGCCUAUGAGAAAGCUGAGAGUGACAUCAUGCACUUGAAACCACGCAACCCUCGGCGGGACCGUCUCGUCAAUGAAGCCCUGGCCGUCUAUUCCUAUUUCCAGAUUGGAGCCAUCCAGUCCUUUGCAGGCUUCACUGACUACUUCACUGCCAUGGCCCAGGAGGGCUGGUUUCCACUAAAGUGUGUGGGCCUUCGGGCUGACUGGGAGAAUGAUCAUCUCCAGGACCUUGAGGACAGCUAUGGGCAACAAUGGACCUUUGGCCAACGCUUGUACCAAGAGUAUACAUGCUACACCGUCUUCUUCAUUAGCAUCGAGGUGUGCCAAAUUGCUGAUGUCCUGAUCCGCAAGACACGGCGCCUCUCGGUCUUCCAGCAAGGAUUCUUUCGCCUCUCUAGAUUCCAGUGGUGGCUAGUGCCCCUGCCCUAUGGCAUCCUCAUCUUCGUCUAUGAUGAAAUCCGAAAGCUGGGAGUCCGGAGACACCCUGGAAGUUGGUGGGACAAAGAACUCUACUAUUAAAGGCCAUGCUUUCUGGAGACCGCUGUCUGAACCAGCCUGGGGGUAUGAGAAGCUACAGCAAGAAGGAGUUAAGGAUACACAACUGUCCCAAACGCGCUGCAUUUUUCACACCUCUUAAGACAAAGCUUUAUACCCCACUUGCCCUUCAUCAAAACACUAGUUGGGGGUGUUGGUGUACAGAGAGGAAGGGAACACUACAGUACUCUGCAUAUGCUGGGAUGGCAGCUUGAUACAGAAAUUGCCACAGGAUACAGAGUUACAUACUUGAUAUCAAUAAGACAUAGAAGAUAGGAGAAUGAACAAGACUGAUCAAGAGCCGGCAUAGCUUUGUCUCUCUCCUCUGAAGGGUGGAAGUGAAAUAAAAUUAGAUGAAAUAACCAACCGAGUGCCAAUGAUCAUUAUUUACAAAGAACACGAGGGCCUGAGCAUUAGUUUUUGCAUUAAGCACAGGGUUUUCACAGUUACGGUUGAAGAUGAUCGGAGGUGAUCAACUUGAGCAGAAUGAGAUUCACAGUCUCUCUUCUGAUUGUUCAGAAGUAUAAAGCCUAAAAUUAUUUUCGCCUUUUUUGCAGCCACAUUGCACUGUUGGCUUAGAUUCAGCUUGUGAUCUACAGCACUUCCAAUUGGUUAGCACUACUUUGCGCAGAUAGGACUGACUAGCAGAUUUUUAUAGUCCAGUCCCAUUUAUAGCCUCGUUCACAAGGGUGUGUUAACAGUCUCCAGAAAUGUGAUACAAGGCAAGACCACUACAUAUCCCUGUUUUCUUGCUUCUGCAGACAGCUUGCCCCGCUGGUACCUUCUGCCUACAUCAGGUCCCAGAAGUAAGCUAUACCACUGCCAGAAGUAGUUACACCACUUACAUGACCCAUUCAUCUGAACCCAAACAGAAACACAGAACUGCAGCGCUUGCCAGAGACACAAGGAUCAGGCAGCAGUAAUGCUGAGCUAAAUCACACAGCUCUGUGUAUCAGCCCAUACAGUAGAU